Molecule: messenger RNA, 1050 nt
Organism: Serendipita indica DSM 11827
Lineage: Eukaryota; Fungi; Basidiomycota; Agaricomycetes; Sebacinales; Serendipitaceae
Source: the annotation of a GenBank genome assembly
AUGGAAUCCCCCAACACACAAACUAAGCCACUGGUCAUUGGCUCCCGAGCAUCCAAGCUCGCGCAGAUCCAGACUGAGAGCGUAGAGGCUGCGCUGCGCGCGGCCCAUCCAUCACAGCCGUUUGAAAUCAGACUCAUGACUACCGAAGCCGACCGAAACCAAAGCCAGGCGCUAUAUUUGAUGGGUGGGAAGGCAUUAUGGACAAAAGAUUUGGAAGUCGGGUUGCUGGAUGGGUCCAUCGAUCUCAUCGUUCACUGUUUGAAGGACAUGCCGACGAGUCUACCCGAAGGGUGCAAGAUUGGUGCCAUCCUGGAAAAAGAGGAUCCGAGAGAUUGCUUGGUAGUCAAACAAGGACUUGGUUACAAGUCACUGGAGGAAAUGCCGAAUGGUUCUGUGAUCGGGACGAGCAGCGUUCGAAGGGUGGCUUUGCUCAAGAGGUCGUUUCCUCAUCUCACAUUUCGCGACGUGCGGGGAAACUUGAGUACACGUCUCGCCAAACUUGACGCCGACGACGGAGCAUAUACAGCCCUCAUACUCGCCGCUGCAGGUCUACAAAGGCAAGGGCUCAGGGACCGCAUCACCGAGAUGAUUUCUCCGCCGGUAAUGUAUCCAGCUGUGGGACAAGCUGCACUAGCGGUCGAGAUCCGAGAAAACGAUCCUCGUGUAGAGGAUAUUGUCAAAGUCCUCAUAGACUGGAAAACGGAAUGGACAGGCGUUGCGGAACGAGCCUGUCUGCGUGUGCUAGAAGGAGGUUGCAGUGUACCGGUGGGAGUGUGGAGUGUUCUCACAGGCGAGAGAGAUGCGGAAGGUGGCGUAGGCCUUCAGAUAACGGGAACUGUCACGUCACUCAAUGGUCAAACCCAUAUCGAGGCCACAGUAGACGAAAAGGUUUCAAAUAUCGAGGAAGCUGAGCAGGUUGGGAAGAAAUUGGCCCAAAUUCUUAUUGGUAAAGGUGCUGACGUUGUGUUGGAAGAUAUCAAGAGAGAUAAAGCCGCGAAGCAGGCCAAGGCGGGUGCGACAGAGCUUGAAAAAAUCGCCGUUCCUCAGUAG